Molecule: messenger RNA, 561 nt
Organism: Meloidogyne enterolobii
Lineage: Eukaryota; Metazoa; Nematoda; Chromadorea; Rhabditida; Meloidogynidae
Source: the annotation of a GenBank genome assembly
UCUUUAUUGACCUAUUAUGGACCUUCAAACGCUGCGUACUUCGGUUGCUCAAGAAUUUAAUGGGAUGAUUGUUAAUCUUAAAGAAAUUGAAAACCCUGGUUCUCAUGUUGGUGUUAAUGAGGUUGAUAAUCUCAACGGCCAACUUGGCGUGGUUUUCGGUCAACUUAACAUAAUCGAGAAACUCAUUCCUUCUCAUAGUGCUGCAAUUAAGUUUUUUAUCGAUAAGAAAACUUGGUCUGCUGGAGGGACGCAUGUGGGCGACUUUGACACGAAGCAGAAGAAUGUUAUCGAGGUGUUGGAGUUUAUCAAGAAUAAAGUUGUUGGGAAUUUGGGUGUGGGGGAAUUGAAUGCGUUGGAUGUCUACAUAGACUAUCAAGGCGUCUCUGAGAUUCUUGAGUACUACAACCGAAAGUGUGCGCAAGAUUGAUGAGGUUUUUAUGAGGAAAACAAGCUUUCUGGAAGAUGAGAUGAGAGUCUGGUUUCUUUUCGUAUUUGAAUUGACUCUUGGUAAUAUACACUUUCUCAAGUCUAUAUUCCUUUAAAAUUUUUUGUUAAACUUCU